Molecule: messenger RNA, 932 nt
Organism: Lingula anatina
Lineage: Eukaryota; Metazoa; Brachiopoda; Lingulata; Lingulida; Lingulidae
Product: kinesin-like protein unc-104
Biological process (GO): microtubule-based movement
Molecular function (GO): ATP binding; microtubule motor activity; microtubule binding
Source: RefSeq, a predicted model, not a curated record
GUAGUGGAAAAGUAGUGGGACGAAGGUCUUCAUCAAAACAGUUUCUCAAUUUUCAGUCUUCACAGGACAACGAUGUAAGAAAUUCAAGUUACAAUGAAAGCAACAAGAUGAAGACCAAAACAUGAAGAUCGUUUCCAACUCAUUUUAAAGGUUCACUUUUUACUCAGCACAACAAGAGCACAUUUUUAUCACACAAAACUGAGACCAUGUCAUCUGUGAAGGUUGCAGUGCGGGUUCGCCCGUUCAACAACAGGGAGAUAGCGCACCAGUCCCAGUGCAUCAUAGAAAUGGACGGCUACACAACAACCAUUACCAAUCCCAAGGCAGGUCCUAAGGAACAGAAGACCAAGAGAUAUAACUAUGACUACUCCUACUGGUCUCAUACUACGCCUGACGACCCCAACUUUGCCUCCCAGAAGCGUGUUUAUGAUGACAUCGGCAUCGAGAUGCUGGACCACGCCUUUGAAGGGUACAAUGUCUGCAUAUUUGCGUAUGGUCAGACAGGGUCAGGGAAAAGCUACACCAUGAUGGGGAGGAACGAGACUGGGGAAGCUGGCAUCAUCCCACAGCUGUGUGAAGAUUUAUUCAGGAGAAUGGUGAAUAACAUGUCUCGGGAUGAAGACCUUAAAUACUCAGUAGAGGUGAGCUACAUGGAGAUAUACUGUGAGCGCGUGCGAGAUUUGCUCAAUCCUAAGAACAAGAACCACCUGCGCGUGCGUGAACACCCUCUCCUCGGCCCAUACGUGGAGGAUCUGUCCAAGCUGGCCGUCACCUCCUACAAGGAUAUCAAUGACCUGAUGGAUGAAGGCAACAAAGCCAGAACCGUUGCUGCCACUAACAUGAAUGAAACAAGCAGUCGGUCCCAUGCAGUGUUUACUAUUGUAUUCACGCAAAAACGCUUUGACAAGACCACUAAGAUGACAGGAGAAAAG